This is a messenger RNA of Pan troglodytes (chimpanzee), 1310 nucleotides long. It is a transcript of the gene SLC39A2, whose product is annotated as solute carrier family 39 member 2. The record is from RefSeq and is a predicted model, not a curated record. Bases 89 to 1018 code for a protein of 309 amino acids. The transcript is spliced from 4 exons. Gene Ontology annotation, cellular component: plasma membrane. Gene Ontology annotation, molecular function: zinc ion transmembrane transporter activity. Gene Ontology annotation, biological process: zinc ion transmembrane transport. NCBI's taxonomy places the organism in Eukaryota, Metazoa, Chordata, Mammalia, Primates, Hominidae.
AGUGUUGACCACCUAAGAUACCACUCCUGCUCCAAAGAUUACAGCUCCCUUGUCAUUCUGACUCCUGGGCUUACCCUACACCCCAGAGAUGGAGCAACUACUAGGAAUAAAACUUGGCUGCCUGUUUGCCCUGUUGGCUCUCACUCUGGGCUGUGGCCUCACUCCCAUCUGCUUCAAAUGGUUCCAGAUUGAUGCAGCCAGAGGUCAUCACCGGCGAGUCCUCAGACUCCUGGGCUGUAUUUCUGCUGGUGUUUUCCUGGGAGCAGGAUUCAUGCAUAUGACUGCUGAAGCCCUGGAGGAAAUUGAAUCACAGAUUCAGAAGUUCAUGGUGCAGAACAGAUCAGCAAGUGAGAGAAAUUCUUCUGGUGAUGCUGAUUCAGCUCAUAUGGAGUAUCCCUAUGGAGAGCUCAUCAUCUCCCUGGGCUUCUUUUUUGUCUUCUUUUUGGAGUCGCUGGCAUUGCAGUGCUGUCCUGGGGCUGCUGGAGGAUCGACAGUGCAGGACGAAGAAUGGGGUGGGGCUCAUAUCUUCGAACUCCACAGCCAUGGACAUUUACCCUCACCCUCAAAGAGUCCCCUCCGAGCCCUUGUCCUCUUGCUGUCACUCUCCUUUCACUCAGUGUUUGAAGGGCUAGCUGUGGGGCUGCAGCCGACAGUAGCAGCUACCGUGCAGCUCUGCCUUGCUGUCCUGGCUCAUAAGGGGCUUGUGGUGUUUGGUGUAGGAAUGCGGCUAGUGCAUUUAGGUACCAGCUCACGAUGGGCAGUGUUCUCCAUACUAUUAUUAGCUCUCAUGUCCCCCCUGGGCCUAGCCGUAGGGCUGGCUGUGACUGGAGGGGACUCUGAAGGAGGGCGGGGCUUAGCCCAGGCUGUGUUAGAGGGUGUGGCAGCUGGUACCUUCCUGUAUGUCACCUUCCUAGAAAUUCUUCCACGGGAGCUAGCUAGUCCUGAGGCCCCUCUAGCUAAGUGGAGCUGUGUAGCCGCUGGUUUUGCCUUCAUGGCCUUUAUUGCCUUGUGGGCCUGAGAGAUUCCUGGCUUUUCUGAUGGACCUAUUUAGGACAACCUCUCUAUCCCCAGGGAGACCUCCCAAAUGGCUUUGGCCCUCAGACAUUUCUUUACUCAGACUAAAUAGCAUUCAAUAGGACUGGACUGGACCCCAGGUUUCCUUUACAUGAGAUCCCAUUUCUCACCCUGGACUAAGAAAAAGAUAUUUAGGUUGAGCAGCUAUUAAUUGGAGAAUUGGUACAGAGACGCUCCAGAUUUUAUUCUUGUCCCGUUUAUGCUACUGUGUGUAAUAAAAUGCCCAUUUUACCCUC